AUGUGCCAAACAACCCUCUACAAAGACACGCAUUGCAAACACCGCUGGAUGCGCAUCACCACUCCUUGUCUCCCAGGUGCGGGCUUCAACACCUGUCCCUCUUUUUCCUACAACAACAACACACACAACUACCACUACAACCACCAUUCUCCCGACGGCCUCUGCCACCAACCCCUCUGCCCCUACCAGCAACAUCCCCAUCCAAAUCACACCCCCAGCCACACCGCUACCUUUACCACUCCCAUUCAAGGCCAACUCCAAAUCCAAGGUCAUAACACCUGCCAAGUCCACCUUCCCGGCCCUCCCUACCACCAAAUCCAACAUAACUGCCCCCACCACCAACACCUAGUAGCCAAGCCCGCUCCACCCGCUUACAUCGCCCGCGGCGAACCGUGUCCGGAGUGUGACUUGAGGGGGGUUUACGAUCGGAAUCAGGUCAGGAUGGUUACCAAGAUUAAGAAGGGGAUUAAGCUUGGUGCAGGACCGAGUGGAGGGGAUCCGGGGGUUGAGGUUCGGUGUUGUGUUAUGUGA
Neurospora tetrasperma FGSC 2508 is the source of this 531-nucleotide messenger RNA. RefSeq lists its product as uncharacterized. Bases 1 to 531 code for a protein of 176 amino acids. The record is from RefSeq and is a predicted model, not a curated record. NCBI's taxonomy places the organism in Eukaryota, Fungi, Ascomycota, Sordariomycetes, Sordariales, Sordariaceae. The transcript has a single exon.